Messenger RNA from Rhizophagus irregularis DAOM 181602=DAOM 197198, 1710 nucleotides. RefSeq lists its product as uncharacterized. The record is from RefSeq and is a predicted model, not a curated record. Lineage: Eukaryota; Fungi; Glomeromycota; Glomeromycetes; Glomerales; Glomeraceae.
UUUUUUUAAGAAAAAAAAAAGAAAAAAAAAAAUGUCAACACUAGUUGAAGACGUACUUCGAUUAAUAUUAGAAGAACUAAAAUAUGAUAGAAUAUCACUUCAUUCAUGUAUUUUAGUUAAUAAAACUUGGUGUAAGAUGACGGUACCAAUUUUAUGGAAAAAUCCUGGACAAAAUCUUUUAAAUGAUAAUUCAAAGAAUUUAUUAUUCAAUAUAAUAAUUUUACAUUUAUCAAAUGAAUCAAGAAAUUUUUUAAAGAAACAAGAAAUCGAUCUUUUUAAAGAUAUAAUUGAAUCAUAUAAACAUCCUUUAUUAUUUAAUUAUAUAAGUUAUUGGAGAUAUUUAAAUAUACAUCUUUUAAAAAGUAUGAUAGUUUCAAUAAAAAAUAUUAAAAAUUUUGAUAAAACUGAAAUACCUAUUAUAAGAAAUGAAAUAUUUAAUUUAUUUAUUAAUAAUAAUAGAAAUACAAAAUUUUUACGUCUUUGUUUUCCUCAACAAUUUGAUUAUCAAUUACAUCGUAUUUCAGGGGCUGAACAUUGUUUUUCAAAACUUGAAUCAUUUCGUUGUUAUGCAAAUACCAAUAAAUAUAUUUUAGAAGGUUUAGCAGGGAUAAGUAAAUCUAUUAAAAAAUUAAUAUUUGAUAUUAUGUAUAGUAUUAAUUCUGGAAUAAUUAAAUUAAUUGAAGCACAAAAUAAUUUAAAGGAAGUUCAUUUUAUUGAUCAUACAAUAAAUUUAAGAGAUGAAUCUUUUAGUAGACCACUUGAAGAAUCAUUAAUUAAACAUGCUAAUACUAUACAAUAUUUAAGAAUUGAUUGGAAACCUAAUACAGAAAUUCUUUCAUAUCUUGUAAAUUUAAUAAGUUUAGAUAUAAAUUUAAGUUUAGUGAGAGAUAUAAAUUGGAAUCAUUUAGAAAAAUUAUCUUUACCAUUAUUAAAAUUUUUAAGAACUCAAAAAGUUCCAUCUAGAAUUUUAUCAAAUAUAAUUGAAAAUACAAAAGGUUACCUUACUGAAAUUAGUAUACUUUAUGAAGGUAUUAAUGAUAAAAAACUUAUUCCAACAAUUUAUCAUAAUUGUCCAAAUCUUAAAUAUCUUAAAUUAUCAUUAUCUGUUAGAAAUAUUAUAGAAUUUGAAAAUUUAUUAAAUAAUUGUCAACUUUUAAAUGGAUUAGUUGUUGAUAUAUAUGAUCAUAUUAUUAAAUUUGAUUGGGAUAAAUUAUUUAAAAUAUUAUCAAAAUCUUCACCAAUUAGUUUAAUUAAAUUUAAAUUUUCUUCUAAUAGAAUAAUUUCUUUGGAAACUUUAAAAUUAUUUUUUGAUAAUUGGAAAAAUAGAAAUCCAAUGUUUUUACAUAUUAUUCCAAUGUAUUGUUUUACAAGAGCUGAACAACGAAAACAAAAACAACAAGAAUUACAACAAUUAGAAAAUUUAAUUAAAGAAUAUAAAGUGAAAGAAAUGAUUAAAAGAUAUUAUGUUGAUUCACAUGGUUCUGCAUUUGAAGAUUUUGAGUGGAUUCAAAGAAGAUCUGAUGCUUACAUUGAAUUUUAGAAAUAAUUAUUAAAUGAUGAAUAUAAUCAUACAUUCAAUUUGUGUUUUGAUGUGAUAAGCGGGAUAAUUAGUUUAAAUAUAUAAUUAUUUUAUGAACAGAAAAUUUAUUUAGGAAAUAAUUUUAAUAUAUUUAUGUAUGUAUGAUAUUUUCUUUAUUAAAUAAAACAAAA